Pelodiscus sinensis (Chinese soft-shelled turtle) is the source of this 5104-nucleotide messenger RNA. The record is from RefSeq and is a predicted model, not a curated record. Lineage: Eukaryota; Metazoa; Chordata; Testudines; Trionychidae.
AUCAAACAUAUCUUUUCAGAUGAGUGAGGAAGAGUUGUCAGAUUUGGAGCCUAUCAACCUUUUCAGUGUCUGUCUAAUCCAAUUUGGAAAACCUGUUUGAAUUCAAGUGUAAACAAUCAGGUGCUGUUUUCACAUUUGGAAAAAGCAAAUUUGCAGAAAAUAUUCCUACCAAGUUCUGGUUUAAAAAUGACAAGCCUUUGUAUAUAUCAUGUGGAGAUGAACAUACUGCUAUUGUUACAGGAAAUGGUAAACUUUACAUGUUUGGCAGCAAUAACUGGGGCCAGUUAGGACUAGGAACAAAGAAUACUAUCAACAAGCCAACUUGUGUGAAAGCUUUAAAACCAGAAAAAGUUAAACUUGCUGCUUGUGGGAGAAACCACACUUUAGUUUACACAGAACAAGGACACGUAUAUGCUGCUGGAGGUAACAGUGAAGGACAGUUGGGAUUAGGUGACACAGAGGAAAGAAGCACGUUUCGUCUAAUAAGUUUUUUUACCAACCAGUACAAGAUCAAACAGCUGGCAGCUGGAUCUUACACAUCAGCAGCAUUAACUGAGGAUGGGCAGCUUUUCGUGUGGGGUGACAAUUCUGAAGGUCAGAUUGGCCUGGCUGGUGAAGCCAGUGUAUGUGUACCUUGUCAAGUGGAUGUUGGAAAGCCGGUUUCCUGGAUCUCCUGUGGAUACUAUCACUCUGCUUUGGUAACAAGAGAUGGUGAGCUCUACACUUUUGGAGAGCCUGAGAAUGGGAAGCUGGGUUUGUUGCCUGAACAACUGAAAAAUAAUAGGGUUCCACAGCCUGUUCCUGGAAUUUUAGAAAGAGUUAAUAAGGUUGCUUGUGGGGGAGGACAUACAGUGGCACUUACAGAAACAGAUGUAUAUACCUUUGGCCUUGGACAAUAUGGGCAACUUGGACAUGGUACAUUUAUUUUUGAAACCUCAGUACCAAAAGCUGUGGAAUAUCUGAAGAAGCAUAAAAUAUGUAACAUUGCAUGUGGGGAAAAUCAUACAGCUGUAAUAGCAGACAACGGCCUUAUGUUUACUUUUGGAGAUGGGCGACAUGGCAAAUUAGGACUUGGAGAAGAGAAUUUUACUAAUCAAUUCAUACCCACCUUAUGUUCUAAUUUCUUGAGGUUUACAGUCUAUUUGGUUGCUUGUGGUGGCUGUCACAUGCUAGUUUUUGCCACUCCAAGGCCUAACGGAUCUGAAGAAAUACUGAAAAAUUUACAUGAAAACUGUUUGUCUGCUACUAUCUCUGAACCAGGUGGUGAUUCAUUAGUAACCAACACCUUGCAGAGAACGUUAUCUGCCCGAAUGCGACGGAGAGAGAGGGAAAAAUCUCCAGAACAGUUUUGUCGAAUGCUGCGAACAUUACCUCCAUUGGGAGAAGACUCCCUAAAACCUUCUUUACGUGCUAGCAGCAACACUGUCCCAUUCAGUUUAUCCACUGCAAACUAUCCUGAUGUCACAGAAGCAAAUAAAAAAAAACCUGUGGACUGUGAAACAGAGGACGAGAAGCAAGAAAAAGAUAAACCUGAAGAAAGUACCACAGAGGAAGAAUCAGAUAAUGAAAAUGAUGACCGAAGCCUUGGAAACACAACUGAUGUGCUAAAUAUGACACAUGUGAUGAGACUGAAUCCCAGUGACCAAUCCUUAAAAUUAUCACCAGUUCAAAAGCAAAAGGAUUGGAAAACUUCAGAAGAUGAAGAGACAGAUGACGAUGAUGAAGAAAUAACAGACAAAGAAGAAAAAGAGGAAGAGGAGGAGGAGGAGGAGGAGGAGGAAGAAGAGGAGGAGGAAGGUGAUGAGGAUGAUGGGAAAGUGCAUGAAAAUGAGGACCAUCACAGUAAAACACUUGAGGGAGAAAGAAACACCACCACUGUGGAAACCAUAGAGGAAGAAAAAAACGCCCAAGAAGAUAAAAUACUUCAGCAAGAGAGAGAGAAUACCAACACUAAUCCUGAGAAUAGUUCUUCAAGGACAAUUUCACAGAGUAGUGAUGACAGAGUAUCUGGAGGAAUCCUUGGAAGGACUAAAAAGUUUUCUCUGUUUAAGCAAAAGUCGUUGACAAGUCAGAAAAAUGUACAUAACAGCAAUGAAGGGAAAUCUGAAAAGCCACUCCACGGUGAAAAGGAAAAAGGAAAGGAAGCAGAUUUACCUGCUGACAACAGGAAAGAUGAAAACCAGAAUCACACUACAGAGAAUCCUAAGGAAACUCCAGCAACCCAGGGCAGAAAGCCCUCUACUUGUAUAAUACUGUGAUGCUGUCAGAAUAUAUAUUUGACAGACUGCAAGCACGUUGCAAUUUUUACUUGAAAACAAUUAUGACUUCUUAUUGUUACAGAUGACAGAUUUUUUUAAAAAAUGAUUAUGUUGUUUGCCUUGGUUUUGGUAUUUAUUUCUAUUGAUAAUUUUAGUAAUUGAAACUGAUAAGCUUAUCAGAAUUUUACUGAAGUGUGUUGUGGCCUUAAUGUUGAAAUAAAAAUAUAUUUUUGUAUGUGAAAAGUUGGAUUCAGGAAUUUUAAUGAUGUUUGCUAAAUAAUUUUAUCCUAUUCUUGAAUUUACAUGGUACCUCUCUGAUAUGAUGCAGAGCUGUAAAUAGGUACUGUAAUGCAUUAUUUUGUUUGGAAAAAUAGCUAAGAACAUUAUUUAGAAAUUAAGACGUUUAUUGAGCCAUUUAGAAAUCCUCUGUCUUGCUCAAUUUUGAAAUAGAAAGAUAGCAAUAAAGUAUUUAAAAAUAUGGGCCCUGAUUCAGUAAGGUACUUUCAGCAUGUGCCUAGCUUUAUGCCUAUGUAUAGUUCCAAUGAAGUCAAUGAGGUGCCUAACUGAAAGUAAUGUGUAUGUGCUUUAUGUAUCUGGUCAAAUCAGGGCUUCACAGAAAAACUACUCAUUUUUUAGAUAUACUGAGUGCCUUCAGCUCUUGUUAACUCUCACUGACAUAACUCUCACUGAUUUUAUGUUAGAGAAGAAACAGGUGACCCAGGAGCAGAUGGGGUAAACAGAACUGCUUUACUGUCCACGCAUGUUUAUCUUGGACAUUCAACACAACGUCCGAAUGGCAACAAACUGGCAUCAGUCAUACUCUUUUAUCUAUUUUAGUAUGUUAAUUCACAUGUCUAUCACUGCUUUUCCUAAAAUCUUAUUUAGUAAUGUUAACUCCCAUAAAAUGAAUAUUCAUAAGCAAAUAAUGAAUACAAUUAUACCCACCCCUAAUUACUAUUUAUAUAAUUUCUAAUUAAAUCAACACCUGCUUCUGUACUACAAACUUUCUAAAUCAACAGGUUACAGAGAUUACAAGGAAUUUGACCCUGAAGAUGUGUUAUACAGAGCCAAUGAGGACAAGCAAAAACAACAAAAUAAAGCAAUUCUAUACUUAUCUGGUUUCUUAGGCUACAACAACAAAGAGAAAGAACAUGUUUAUACAUCAGAAAGGAAAAUACUGGUUUUGACAGGACUCUUCCCAAACUACAAAAAAAUAAAAGGAAAAAGCAUGUUUAAAAGGUAAUGCUGUGGCUGACCCCUGAAUUACUAAUGUAGAGCAAUUUCAGACCUCUAUUAAUUUUUUACAUAUCCCAACAAGUUGUUGAGGGGAUUUGCAUCCAUGUAGAAUCAAGGCCACGGCAGAUAAAAAUAAAAUCAAUUGCCAAUAUUACCAUUUUACCAUUUCAUUGGGGGCCUAAUCCUGCAUUCCUUAAGCACCCAAAUCUUUAUUCUACUGUAGUAGAGGUGGAGUUUUUUUGUAUGUUUUUUAGCAAGACAGACUACAGCAUCAGAGACCCUUAAUUAUGUUUACAUAUGGUGGACAUCUUGAAGUAAGCAAAACUUUUCUAAAUAUAAAGUAAACACAUUGAUCAUACAAGACAAAGCUAUUAAGAUAUUAAUGCUUAUACAGCAGCUGAUUUCUUGUGGGAAAAUUUUGGAAGGCAUUCAGUAGUAUUAAAUCACAAUUUUCUGCAUUUUUUCUUUUAAUUUUAUGUAGGACAUUUGCAGAAAAACAUUUUUAUAAUUAACUAUUCAUGUGUUGCUGUUGCCUGCUUAACACUUGCAGUUAUGAUCCUCUGUAUGGGACAUCUGAAUUAUUUGGAAAAUACUGAUGUUGCAAACAGAUCACUAUGAGCUAACUCCCUCUUGUUUUUCUCAGGCAAGUACUUUCAUUGGCUUCAGUAGCUUUGUUCUAUGGGAGGAGAAGGGAUUUGGCCCUCCCUUAGGUAGAGAUUAUGCAGAAGGAGGAAGUGAAUGCUUCAUCCAAUUUCCAGAUAGAUCAGUGGGAUGCAAAUUUUUUUUUGUCUUUCAGAAUUCGUCAUUUCUCUUUGUUGUUCACAUUUCUUGCAUUUAACACACAGGUCUAAUUACCAGAUUCAUAAAAAGACUUAAAGUCCUUAAAAUUUAGUUGCAAAUAAAUAAGAAAAUAAGACUGUAAUUAUUAAUAAAUGUAAAAAACACAUCCCGUGCUGUGAUUUAUCUGUUCCAGAAUUGUGUUUUUUGUAUUUGGAAGUCCCUAGCUAUCAAAAGAUAAACAUGUGAAGUACAACAUAUAAUGUAAAACAAGAAUUGUAGCCAAAUUGAAUCCUUUUCAAAAUAUUUCAUAAGAUGUGCUGAUCUUUAAAAAACAAACCAGGAAAAAAUUAUUUAUUUUUUCUGACAUCUGCACACUUCUGAAUUUGCCUUUCGCCCAGCUUCACCUCUGAUUUAGUUUUUUUACCUAAUUUCAGGGCUGCAUAGGCUUUAUAUAGCCCUGUUGCAUGUGACUAGGGUUCUUCUUGCCCCAGAAUUUGGUCCAACUGAAUGCUUCAUCCCUAUAAGUAUGACAAAUACCAUGAUACUUUAAAGGCACCUCCUCUGGACUGCAUCAUAUUUAAAGCCUACAUUCUGUGACAUCCUUUUCCAGAGUUAAUUAAAAUCCUGUAAUUUUGUUAUGCUAUUUUUCCAUGUGGCAGCUUUGAGUUGUACAGAUGAACAUUAAAUAAGUUAUUUUCUUUGUAGAAAUCUACAUGGUUUUCCUCAUUUCCUCAGUGCACAUUUGACUUCUGUUCUGUUUGGAUCCUGCUCUGACAUGGAAAAAAUCUUGGAAGUGGAAUGAUUUAAAAUAAAAUGGUUUCCUUCUGCGA